AUGUACCACGCCGUUUACACACCUCCCUCUUCUCCCCCCUCAUCCCCUGCGCGUUCAAUAUGGGAAGAUUCCUCUCCACCAGCAUCCCCCAUAAUCACAGAACCAACCAUGGACACGAUACGCGCAGAUCCGCUGGCAGGUUCCUACUUCUCCAACAGAAACAAGCGACCUGUAACUGGUGACUUUCGAGAGAGUCCGUCGAAGAGAGCCCGGCAUCGCGACUCUGUCGACUCUGACGCGGAAGAACCAACCAUUACAACCAUUGACCCAGCUCAGUCGGCUGAAGACGAGAUCUGGGAGGCAGCGGGCACGAACGCCUACGAAAGUGGACAACUUAAGAUUGACUUGGGAGGUCGUCAUCUUACAAAAAUACCGCCUCAGUUCAUUUUGGAUCUGAAAAGCAUUGUCGUGCUGCGUGAUGCUCCAGGUUUAUAUGACGACGAGAAUUAUCCUGGGAGAGUAUCGUCAGCUGUCAAGGCUGGCCUUACGGCUGGCAGACGACCGUUCACCCGCGUAUACACUGCUCCUGCAACCACCUCUCGUGAAGUCCCGCGAAAUUUCAACGAUCGCUCCCGUUCGAUCGCGAAUGUUGCCGUGAUGAACAGCAUGAGACAGGACAGGGCUGAACUAUUUCUCUCAAAUAAUAGUAUCUCGAAACUGCCGCUUGAAUUGUGGAGUUUGCACAACCUAGCUAUCCUUGCUCUACAAAACAAUGGUCUCACCUACCUUCCUCCGGAAAUAGCACGACUUAGGAAUCUACGAGAGUUGAACAUUGCAAACAACCGUCUCAAAUUCGUGCCGUCAGAGAUGAUGAACAUGGAGUUACAUCAACUUCGCCUGUUUCCCAACCCCCAAUUUCUUCCCGAACCGGACUCUCGCCACCUCCCACGACGAGCCGUCUCAGAGAUCCGACAUACUUCUGGUGCAGUUCCUUCGCUUGUCGAGCUUAUGCUGCGCAAGUUACUGUCUCCACCAAGUAACGAUUUGUCUUUGGAUUUCGGAUCGGGCGCCAGGGAAAAUCCGAAGACGACGCUGGAACAGUUGUAUGACCUUCCGCUGUUGAGUGGGAAUGGAUGGCGACCUUUAUCAGGACUGAUACGAAGGAUACUCAACGCUUGUGUUCGAGACUGUAUUGCCGAAGACUUUGCGGAGAAAAACAGAAGAUCAGGGGAAGACCAAUCGCAGGAAAUAACGGGUGUGGGUGUUUGCGCGAACCCUCAACAUGAUGGGGUAUUCCUUCAACAUGCGGAAGAGCGCUUCACCUGGGAAGGGAUUAUCGCUGGUCAAAGUGUAGGUGGACCUGCGCCUGUGAGAUGGCGCGGAUGUGGACGGGGAUGUCUGUCAUUCCUUCAAGAAACCGUUGGCAAGAGUAAGGAUGUAGACUUUGUAGUGCAGAGCGUCCAUUUUGGGACAGACGAAUUGGGAUUUGAUGAGUGA
This is a messenger RNA of Laccaria bicolor S238N-H82, 1437 nucleotides long. RefSeq lists its product as uncharacterized. The transcript is spliced from 3 exons. Lineage: Eukaryota; Fungi; Basidiomycota; Agaricomycetes; Agaricales; Hydnangiaceae. Gene Ontology annotation, molecular function: protein binding. The record is from RefSeq and is a predicted model, not a curated record. The coding region runs from base 1 to 1437 and encodes 478 amino acids.